Molecule: messenger RNA, 1613 nt
Organism: Brassica napus (rape)
Lineage: Eukaryota; Viridiplantae; Streptophyta; Magnoliopsida; Brassicales; Brassicaceae
Product: probable transcription factor PosF21
Exons: 4
Coding region: 91-1314 (407 amino acids)
Biological process (GO): regulation of DNA-templated transcription
Cellular component (GO): nucleus
Molecular function (GO): DNA-binding transcription factor activity
Source: RefSeq, a predicted model, not a curated record
AGGAAUAACGUACAAGUCAACACGCUAAAGCACCUGAUCACCGCCCAAAAGCAAUAUAAAAAAGAAAACUAAUUUUAGUAUGUUUUUAGUAUGUUUUUUUUUGGAAAUGAUCAUAUGCAGAUUAGUGAGUUAAUGGGUAAGGAGAAAUCUCCUAGUGGAGGUCUUCCUCCUCCAUCUCCAUCUCCAUCUCCAUCAGGUCGUUACUCACCUAAUGGAAGUAGCUUUGCAAUGAAACCUGAAUCAUCCUUUCCUCCUUUGACUCCAAGUGGUAGCAGCUCUGAUGCUAACCGAUUCAGCCACGAUAUAAGCCGAAUGUCUGAUAACCCACCCAAGACUCUAGGCCAUCGCCGAGCUCACUCAGAGAUCCUUACUCUUCCUGAUGACUUGAGCUUUGAUAGUGAUCUUGGUGUGGUUGGUGCUGCUGCUGAUGGACCUUCUUUCUCUGAUGACACGGACGAGGACUUGCUCUCUAUGUAUCUAGACAUGGAUAAGUUCAAUUCCUCGGAGGCGUCUUCUUCUCUGGUGGGUGAGCCAUCAGAACCGUCUUGGAGGAAUGAGUUGGGAUCGACUUCUAGUGAAAGACCGAGGAUCAGGCACCAACACAGCCAAUCUAUGGACGGUACAACGAGUAUAAAGCCUGAGUUGCUUAUGUCUGGGAGUAAUGAAGAUGCUAAGAAACGUCUCUCUGCUGCUAAACUCUCGGAGCUUGCUCUCAUUGAUCCAAAACGUGCUAAGAGGAUAUGGGCAAACAGGCAGUCUGCUGCGAGGUCUAAAGAGCGGAAGAUGAGAUACAUAGCGGAGCUCGAGAGGAAAGUACAGACUUUGCAAACAGAAGCUACUUCUCUCUCAGCGCAGUUGACUCUCUUACAGAGAGAUACAAAUGGACUGAGUGUUGAAAACAAUGAGCUGAAACUCAGAGUACAGUCAAUGGAGCAACAAGUUCAUCUACAGGAUGCGUUAAAUGAGGCACUGAAGGAGGAAGUCCAGCAUCUGAAGGUAUUAACGGGGCAAGGUGUUUCAAACGGUACAUCAAUGAUGAACUAUGGCUCCUUUGGAUCAAACCAGCAAUUUUAUCCGAGUAAUCAGUCCAGGCACACUAUGUUAGCCGCUCAACAGUUCCAGCAGCUUCAAAUCCAGUCACAGAAACAGCAGCAACUUCACCAACAACAAAUGUAUCAGCUUCAGCAGCAGCAGCACAUUCAACGGCAUGAACAACAAAGCGGUGCUACUGAGCCGAGAAGGCCCAUGUCUUCUUCGGGUCAGAAAGAGAGUUCAGCAUCGCCUGAUCCUGAGGCUACCUUGACAAAGGACUGAAGAGUGUAGACUUGUGUAGUGUCCAAUUAAGUGAAGUGCUGUCCGAAGAUCUUUCUCUUCCCAAUUACAAAGCCGUGGUGUUUUCUCCAUGAUCAGAAGAGGCUCAUUGAUAUAUUGCAUUCUAGAGUUAAAAACAAGACACCUUAGAAGUUUGUUUUCUGCUUAUAGUUUACAGUCUUCUCUUUGUAUGGUCCUAAGCUAAACAUUUGGUUAAAACUGUGGUUUUGAAUCCAAGUCUGUAGUCUUUCUAACCAGAUUCAAACUCUUUGGCUUUUGCUUUGAAGCUUAUGCCAAGUCUA